GACCGUGUCAUCCUGCACUUCGAUGCCGACUGCUUCUACGCGCAAGUGGAGGAGCUACGGGACCCGAAGCUGAGGGAGGUUCCGCUGGGGAUAACGCAGAAGUUUCUGGUGGUGACGUGCAACUACCCGGCACGGAGAGCAGGAGUCACCAAGCUCAUGGCGAUCGAGGAUGCGAAGAAGAAAUGUCCUGGGCUCGUGCUGGUGAGUGGCGAGGACCUGACGCCCUACAGGCUGACCAGCAGGAGGAUCUUCUCCGUGCUGCAGAGGUUCGGAAGCGCUGCUGAACGGCUAGGGAUGGACGAGGUCUGGGUAGACGUCACUGCAGCAUGCAAGAAGAUGAUGGAGGAGAACGCGGAGAGACGAUGGCAGGGGCACGAAGGAGGCUACUUGCGACGAGGGGGCCGCGUCUGCCUCCGACAUUCUUCUGCAGCUGGGCAGCGAGAUUGCACGGAAGGCGAGGGGGCGGUGAAGGAGGAGACUGGCAUCCGGACAUCAGCAGGCAUCGCACACAACAAGCUGCUUGCGAAACUUGCGUCGGGUCUGCACAAGCCGGACGAUCAGACGAGCUUG
This is a messenger RNA of Guillardia theta CCMP2712, 570 nucleotides long. RefSeq lists its product as hypothetical. Gene Ontology annotation, biological process: DNA repair. The record is from RefSeq and is a predicted model, not a curated record. The transcript is spliced from 2 exons. NCBI's taxonomy places the organism in Eukaryota, Cryptophyceae, Pyrenomonadales, Geminigeraceae. The annotation marks the transcript as partial.